AUGCAGAAGUUAUUGGAUGAGAUCAACCAAGUAAAAAAUGAUGUGGAAGUUUAUUUGAACACACAGAAAGAGACGUCAGAUGGAAAUCAAACUGAAAUCAGAAAUUUCAAUGAAAAUAUCAAUGAUCUUCGAACACGAAUGGAUGCUAUGGCAAGAGGAUCGGAUUCUAAUUGGCCAAUGGAAACAUUCGAUCAAGUAAAACGAGAUGCAUUGGAUACACUAUCGAAUCUUUCGAAAAGAUUACAUGAAUUCAAUCAACAUUUCGAAGAAACAGUUGAUGUCAAUGCACGACCAUUUGCUCCUACAAAAGGAAUUGAAGCAUUAGCUAGUAGACAUCCACUAAUUAAACCUGAAGAUACAACAUCAUCAUCGUCAUCCGACGAAGAAGCGGUCAGCGAUGAAGAAAGUGUAGUUCUACCGAACAAUAGAAAUCAAGGAACGUCAAAUUCGCCUCAAGUAGUAAAAUUCAAAGAAGCGUCGACAUCGAGCGAAGAAGAUGACAGUGAAGAUGAGGACGAGGAAUCAGAAAACAAAAAUUCUGAUCAGUCGGCAGAGCCGCAUCGUAAACACAUUACCAAUGAUCAUAAUUACCAAUCGCGAACAUCAACACCACUACAUAAAAAUAUGAAUCCACCACCAGUUCAACUUCAUUCUUCUUCAUCAUCCUCGUCAUUGUCAUCAACUUCUACACAAGCUUAUGUGGCAUCGAAUCGCCACAAACUAACAGCUUCAAAUCAAACCCCGGAACAAAGUCUUACCGAAGAUGACGAUGAUGAUGAACCAGGUGGAGUAGAUAUGAAUUUACGUCAACUUCGAAGAACAACAUAUACACCGGGAACAUUGUUUCGCGUUCUACGCGAUUUCGCCGGUGAAGAAAUCGGUGAUUUAGCAAUACAUAAGGACGAGCACUUAAUUCUCGUCAAACAACAUGAUGAUGAUGAUUGGUGGUUAUUUAAAAAUGCUCAAACUCAACGAGAAGGCCUAGUGCCUAUUAAUUACAUUCAGCCCAGUGAAAAAGUACCAAACCAAUCAAGACAAUGGCAACCAAUUGCUCAGACAUCAUCAGCAUCAUCACUUGUCAAAGCUUUCAAAACGAAUAAUAAUAUUCCAUCAGGAUUUUCCGCAUCAAGUUUAACAUCAUUGAUUAAAAAAGAUCGGUAUAAAUUAUCCUACAUGCUAAUUCCAAAGAUGACCGAAUCGAACUUGACCUUUGCUGACCUGCAUUGGCAGUAUGAUGUCGAUCGUAUAUGUGCUUAUCCAGCUACAUAUAAAAAAGUUCUCAAUAUUAAAAAGUGUUCAAAAAUACCCAAGAUUACCGGAGCAAAUAUUGAGAUACUUAAUCGCUGCAUUCGUAUAUGUCUUUAUGAUGGUUCUGAAAUCAUUUCUAAUAUCCAUUCAAGUCGAAUGAAGAUCUCCGAAAAAUCAAAAGCGACUGAUAUAACUGAAAGCUGGAUUCCUUAUCCUUAUCAAACACUUCCAGUAAUCGAUGAAGGAUUGAUUUUUCUCAUUCGUUCAAAUGAAUACCAUCCGUCGAAAUCUUUAUAUUUACUUAUUGAGUUAUCACAAUUUUGCCAAUCAACAAUAAAUGAAGAAACUUGCGAAAUUGCUUGCGGCUGGAGUAUGAUUCCAUUGAGCAAUGAUCUUAAUCGUCCGUUACAUAUGAGCGGAACAAUGAAAUACAACGAAUGUCUACAAGGUGGCAAAUUUCCAGAGCAAAAUAUCUUGCUCGAUUCGCGGUACAAAACUUCGCGAUCAAAUAAACGAGCGCGUAUCCGAUUCACAUUAGAAUCUCGUGAAAAGUACGCAGAACCAGAUUACGAUCAACUACCAUUAAGAUCAAUGAUUAUACCGAUUGAUUUAGUGACUAUACUUGUUUUCUACCGGAAUGAACUCGCUUAUAAUAAAUUACAAGAAUCUGCCGGAUUCGAUGGUGCAUCUUCAACGCCGUUACAUUCUAUAUUUCUUGCUACAUUUCAUCGAGUUCUUGAUCAGCCAGACCUUAUUUAUGUACUCCAACGAUUGUUUCCUACAAAGACAAAGUUAACUACUGAACAGCAAAGAAAAGAGAUUCUCAGAAUCUAUGAAUCAUCUGUUUAUCCAUUAUUAUUUUAUCGAUCACUACCGUUAUAUGACUUUCACAAUAGAGAUAAGACUAGCAUUCAAGAACGAAGAAAAUUAAUUUUACAAGUAAUGGGAAAAUAUCGGAAGAGAAGAGGUUGUCCACCUGACGUUCUCGAAUUAUUGCUGGAUCCUGCCUUAACAGAUAAAUGGGCACCAUUUACAAUAGAUGAAGUUUGUUUUUCAUUACAAAACUAUGUUCUUAACUCUUGA
Molecule: messenger RNA, 2331 nt
Organism: Adineta ricciae
Lineage: Eukaryota; Metazoa; Rotifera; Eurotatoria; Adinetida; Adinetidae
Source: the annotation of a GenBank genome assembly